CCGCUGCUGCACAGCCCCGACCUGUCCCCCGUGCCGCCCGCGCAGCGCACCUUCUCAGCCUGGGACAUGGCGGCGCUGUGGGUGGGCCUGGUGGUGUCUGUGUCCUCCUGGUUCCUGGCGGGCGGGCUGGUUGACCUGGGCAUGUCGUGGCAGGAGGGCAUCCUCUGCGUGCUGCUGGCCAACACAAUCGUGCUGGCCCCCAUGGUGCUCAUGGGCCACGCAGGCGUCAAGUACGGGGUCCCCUUCCCGGUGCUGGCCCGGAGCAGCUUCGGCAUCCGCGGCGCCAUCCUGCCGGCGGUGCUGCGCGGCUGCGUGGCGGCGUGCUGGUUUGGCCUCAACACGUGGCUGGGCGGCGCCGCCAUCCACCAGAUGGCACAGACGCUGGCGGGCGGCGCGCUGGGCGGCGGCGCGGCAUCAGGGCGCCCUUGCUCCGCCCGCCCCACCUGCCCACACUCACCACCAGCCCUGGCUCCCUCCUUGCCCCCCCCUGCCCCCCAGGUGGUCAUACUGCUGAGGGGCAUGGAGGGCAUCCGCCUGCUGGAGAAGUACAGCGCGCCGGUGCUGAUCGCGCUCACCGCCUGCCUGCUGGUGUGGGCGGUGGGCGCCGCGGGCGGCUGGGGGCCCAUGCUGUCCACGCCCAGCAUGUUUGCGCCCGGCCAGCCCCAGGCGGGCCGCUUCUGGCCCGUCUUCCUGCCCUCCCUGUCCUCCCAGAUUGGCUACUGGGCAACGCUGGCGCUCAACAUCCCCGACUUCACCAGGUGUGUGUGUGUGUGUGUCAUCAGCCCGGGCCGCUUCACGUUCCAGGGCGGCGCCCUGCUCACCUCUGUCGUGGGCCUGGUCAUCCAGCCCUGGCACCUCGUCUCCUCCACCUCUGCCUUCUUCAACUGGCUCAUCGCAUACAGCGUGCUGCUGGGCCCCAUCGCCGGCAUCCUGCUCGCCGACUAUUACUGGGUGCGGCGCCGCCGCCUGGACCUGGAUGCGCUCUACUCCACGUACCCCUCCGCGCCCUACCACUACCGCGGCGGGUGGAACCCGGCGGCGCUGGCGGCCCUGGCCGCGGGGGCCGCCCCCACGCUGCCCGGCCUGCUGCACGUGCUGCCGGGCACGCCCGCGCCCCGCCUCUGCCUGCACCUGUACCACGCCGCUUGGUUUGUGGGCUUCGCGGUGGGGGGCGCCGUGUACGCGCUGCUCAUGCGGCGCCACUACCGCCUGCAG
This is a messenger RNA of Chlorella variabilis, 1215 nucleotides long. RefSeq lists its product as hypothetical. The transcript is spliced from 5 exons. The record is from RefSeq and is a predicted model, not a curated record. Gene Ontology annotation, cellular component: plasma membrane. Gene Ontology annotation, biological process: nucleobase transport; transmembrane transport. NCBI's taxonomy places the organism in Eukaryota, Viridiplantae, Chlorophyta, Trebouxiophyceae, Chlorellales, Chlorellaceae. Gene Ontology annotation, molecular function: nucleobase transmembrane transporter activity. The annotation marks the transcript as partial.